Molecule: messenger RNA, 304 nt
Organism: Epinephelus moara (kelp grouper)
Lineage: Eukaryota; Metazoa; Chordata; Actinopteri; Perciformes; Serranidae
Product: lymphocyte antigen 6G-like
Exons: 3
Coding region: 1-294 (97 amino acids)
Source: RefSeq, a predicted model, not a curated record
AUGAAGUUUUAUGGAGCUCUGAUCUUGUUUAUGACUCUGUCAGCAGCAUGGGGACUGAGAUGCUACAUAUGUGUGGGAAAACCCUGCAAAGACACAACGACUUGUCCUGCAAACAUGGACCGUUGUACCUCCUUUGUGUUGGACGGUGUUGUCUACAAAGGUUGCACCAACAAAGCUUCUUGUGUUAGUCCCAUAAAGUGCUGUGACACAGACUUGUGUAACAGCGCUGUACCCACUGGUUCCAGUGUCCUCCUCCUGCUGGUAUCUUCAGGCAUCAUCACACUCUUUCUCUGAGGCUCUGGAG